Molecule: messenger RNA, 4727 nt
Organism: Anastrepha ludens (Mexican fruit fly)
Lineage: Eukaryota; Metazoa; Arthropoda; Insecta; Diptera; Tephritidae
Product: phospholipase A1
Exons: 4
Coding region: 402-1631 (409 amino acids)
Biological process (GO): lipid metabolic process
Molecular function (GO): lipase activity
Source: RefSeq, a predicted model, not a curated record
UAAGUACAUGCAAGAGAUUUUAAUGAAAAAUAAUAGUUGAAAUAAAAUUAUUUUCACUCGAGAUUUAUUUACAAUUUUAAUAAAAAAUAAUAAUUUAAAUAAAAUCGUUUAGACUCGUGUUUAAAAACGUUCUGAAAUUGACCUCUGUGCAAUCUAAUGCCGCCGACAAGUUUGAGAAAUCGAAAUAUGCAUUAAAGUUGAACACAGAAUCGGCCAAGUUUUAUUAAAUCUCUGAUAAAAAGAUAAAAAAUUAAAUAUUUGCUUUCAUUAAUAAGAGUACGCCAUUUUAAUAUCAUUUAUCGCCUUGCUUUGUUAGAAAAUUCCAACUCACAAGGGAAGGCUUUAUGCAAGGAGUAAUAAAAAAAUCUUAGAAUAAAAGAUAAAAAUAAUUUUGCCACAAAAUGCGUUUAAUAAUUCUACUAAUUCUAAGUACAAUCCUUCAUAACACAUACGAGACACCAAACAAAGUGAGAAUCAAUGCCCGCGAACCUAAAGCACCAGCCACUAAAGGUGCUUUCGACAGUAUACGCAGCAGUCUACGCUUCGGGUGGUCUUUGUUCUCCAACAAAUUCGCCGAUAUUCUGGUGGUGAAGAAGAACAUCAUUGCUGCAUAUCCAUUGCAACUAUUUUCCACCAUAAUCGAUAAACUAUGUUCCUCCAUAUUGCCUAUGUACCAUGUGCCAGCCAAAUUUACACCCGAUAUUAAAAAAAUGCAUUUUCAAUACAUCACUUCUUGUAAAAAUUAUAGUGUACCGCUGAUGGAGGCGGAAAAGUUAUGGCACCACAUGAGCUUUAAUAAGUUGCGGAAAGUUGUGAUUUUAGCAACUGGUUGGACAAAUACUGUAAAUAAUUCGUCACCGUUAGCGUUGCUUUCGAAAGCGUAUCUCUGCCGGAAGGAUGUGAAUUUUAUUAUUGUUGACGCUGCAUUCUAUGUAGAUACGCUGUACAAAUGGUCCGCACUGAAUUCUGAAGAAAUCGGUGCUUACAUUGCAAAAGGUCUAACGCAUUUGGUAAAAGUAAUACCGUUGAAAAAUAUCCAUCUAAUAGGACAUAGCCUGGGUGCACAUAUAAUGGGCACUGCUGGACGUACAUUCACCAAGUUGACGGGUCUACAAAUACCACGCAUUACCGGUCUGGAUCCGGCCAAACCAUGCUUUCGCAAAAACGACACACUCAGCAGUUUACGAAAAGGUGAUGCCAAAUUUGUGGACGUUAUACAUACAAAUGUCGGCAUAUUGGCGAAAAAGGAGCCUCUUGGCGAUAUCGAUUUCUAUCCUGGUGGCGCGAAUGCGCUACCACCUGGCUGUAUGACAGCAGCUUGCGCACACUCACGAGCGGUAGAAUAUUUUGCCGAGAGUGUGUAUCCGGGAAAUACAGCAAAUUUUAUCGGUUUCAAGUGUAAAAAUUGGAAAGCGUUAGAGAAAGUUAAAUGUAAUCAUGAAAUAACCUCGCCCAUGGGCUAUGGAGUGAAUCAUCAACGAAAAGGCAUAUUUUAUGUGCCAGUGAACCGAAAGUCACCGUAUGGCAAAUCGGCUACACUGAGCAGUACACGAUGGGAAAAUGCCAAGUGCAAUAAAUGUGAAGAUAGUCGAAGGUUGAGGAAAGAUUAUCGAAAGGCUAAUUUUUAUUAGGUAAUUAAAGAUAAAAAUAGUAACUAUAGUAUGAAUAUAUAAGUAACACAGAUUUAGAAAUAUUUAAUGAUGUUUUACUCAAUGUAUUAUAUAUGUAUAUACAUAUAUAUAGUCACUGAGUCCGAAAAUCCAUAUAACUUGCAAAGUUUACAAAUAAAAAUUUGUUUGUUUUUUAGGUUAGGUUAGGUUGAAGCGGUUGUCCUAUUGGACACACUCAGGCUCAUGGUCCAUUGUGAUGUCGCAUGGGGAACUUGUGUGUGUGCUUUUUAAAAAUUUUAGAAGAUCCAUGAUUUCUGCAGAACUGAGAUCUUCCUUCUCUUAAAUGGUAAACCUACUUCUGGUACAGAGGGUGCGAGAUCAUCUCUUGCUCAUCUAGACACCUUCUGCAGAGGCUAUGUGUGUGCAUAAAUGAGAUCAGUGUGCUAAGAUUGUGCUUAGUUUGGCUUGGUAGAGAUUCUGUGCAUUUAGCAUUGAGAGUCGGCCACAGUUGCCGGGCGAUUUUGUAAGUGAUUUUACUACGCCAUCUUGCAUUCGCUGCUCUUACAAUUUUCUCAAAAAUAAGUAGCUUACAUGUCAUUGGCUGUGUAUUGAUCAGUCAACUUGGUGCCAAACCUGCUAGUUCAUAGGCUCUGCAGUUGCCUUCAAUGUCGCAACGUCGCAAUGGCCAGGAACCCAUGUUACCUUUAGGUGAAAUGACUCAGCCAUCUCGUUAAGAGAUGUGCAGCAUUUCAUCGCUAUCUUGGAGUUUGUCGACUACUUUAUGAGGCAUUUUAUCGCCGCCUGGCUAUCAGUGAAAAUGUAAAUAUCAUAACCAGGUAUCGCCUCACAUUGUAGCAGCGUCGCGGCUUUCAUUAUUGCCAUCAGUUUAGCCUGAAAUACGUUACAGUAGUCGGGGAGCCGAAACUGAAGGAGAUCCCCAGAUGCUCGGAAUAUACAUAUUUACACCUUCGCCCACUCUGCCUCCAUCUGCCUGCCAUCUGUGUAUACAUGGAUGGACUUGCUUUAUCUUACAUCGUCCCGUUCCCACUCUUCCCUUGAAGGUAGGGGGGUCGUGAACGUUGUAGUGUCAAGUGUAGGCGGGAGUGCAUAGUCCGAGAAGCUCCAAAAUGCCAGCCAGUUUUUUACCGUGACCGCAGUCCAUGUUGGACCACUUACUUAAGGUGUUCAGCCUUAUUGCCGCACAUCGCGCGAUAUAUCUUGCCUACGGAUCUACCAGAAGGAAGUUUAAUGUUGUUGUUGUAGCAGUAACUUAGAAGUUUAAUAUCGCAUAUAAUGCUUUCAAUGUUGUGGUUCACAUCAAACCAGUUAUAAGAACAGAUGCGAGUCUUUUAAAAGUGUUUAAAUAGAUAAAAACAAAUUUAAAAACAUUCAAGCAUAAACCGAAGGUAGGAAUUUUUAUGACCUUUAAUUUGCUAUGUAACUUGUUUUGAGAUCGGAUAACAGAUGCUCUAGACAUUAGAAAUUUGUAUUGUCUACCUUUUCUCUUUAGUCCAAAGACCAAUAUUUAGCGAUAUCUCGAAAACUACUAGAUCAAAAAAUUAUUAUGUAAAUCUUUGAACUCAGCGAUCGACUUUACAUAAGAAUUGGAUGAUCUGAUUCUUGGAGUUUUUUGGCUGCACGGCGUUAAAUAAACGGUAUAUUCGCCUUUCAGCAUCGACCUCGACAUAGAUUCACAAUACUAAAAUACCCAUUGCAAAUUAUAUGAUAGUAAUAUACUUAUAUUCACUAUUGUAUUAUUAUUGAAACAGCUGCCUGCGAUUUGCUAAAAAAUUUCAAAGCCACUUAAAAAAUAAAUAUGUAUGCUUCCGCCUGUGUAUACAAACAUAUUAGGGAUGCUCAUACUGAGAUAGGAAGUAUUAAUUAAUAUGUAUACUGCGAUAAUUUUAACUUUUUUUUUAAGUUAAAGUGUAUGAAAAAGCUGGAAUAAAAUAUUAUUGUAAGAAAGUUACAUUAGGCCAAAUGACAAAAUUUUCACUUUUCUCCAUGCAAAAAGCUGGUGUGAGUAGGCAAUAUUGCAAAUUCAACAACAAAUUCAGCGAUAUGCUCGUUUGCUCGAAGAACAUUAUACUCCAAAAAAUGUGUUUUUGUUUUUUAUAUUGUAUAAGUAUGCAUAAAUUAGUACCAGCUCUUUUUUCUGUAAGAAAAUCUUAGCGCUUUUUAUUAACAGUUUCUCAUUCGAUGAAGAUGUGUUUUUUCUUUUACUCUCCUAUGUGUAUUUACUUACUCUUACUCUUAGGCACGCAAUUAAAUAGGAAAAAGUAAAUUCAAAAUUUUGAAGCAGUUUUUCUCAAAUUUUUGGAUUUUUCAGUUAUGACGUUAUUCCAGCAAAUGAGCAAUAUGCAACUCUUAUUUGAAAAGUAGUGUUUUUCGUAAGAAAAUGUUAUGUGUAAUAAAUUUAGAUUUCCGUAAAAGGACUCAGCUUUAGAUUUUUGCUACUUUGAAAAACGCAUUUAAAUGUAAUAAAUCAAAGUUUUUCGGUUUUGUGGUCUAAUAUUAUUGUUUUUAGCGAAAAGAGAAAUUUAAAAUAAUAGGCGAAAAUUCUUAAUUUAUGUAAAUAUGACUUUUUGAUUAUAUGUAUUGUAUUAUAUACGAUUUAUUCUUGUUUGGAAUGCAAUAAGUGCAAGGUGGCGCAAAUCAUCCAAUUUUGUUUCUGAAUAACUUUUUCCAAAAUAAAAAAAAGAUUUUGAAUGAAGAAAAUCUUUAUUUUGACCUUUAUGCGCUCUAUUGCUUGUCUGUUUACUAUAGCUGACUAGUUCACAAGUCCCAAAUAUGAUUGACGAACGAUGCCAUUUGCAUAAAUUAUAAAUCUUCAGAUUGGGUGAUCAAUUUCGCGCCACCUUGUACUUGCAUAAAGGGUUUUCCAAUAACAGGUGCUACAGGUGAAUGGAUUGCGCUAUCGAGAGAUGAUUAACGAUUUUGUAUGGCCGGAAUUGGAUGGUAUUGGUCUGGACAACAUUUAUUUUCAACAAUACCUCUUAUUAAAAAGCCCUAUGUGUAUGAAAAUUUCGUUUUUAUAGAUUUUAGUUUAUACUUCCUUUAAGUUUUUCAAAAUAUAAUUCAAUACAAAUUAAAUAAUUACUUUAAAAAAUACCUUUA